Messenger RNA from Gorilla gorilla gorilla (western lowland gorilla), 3029 nucleotides. It is a transcript of the gene TMEM232, whose product is annotated as transmembrane protein 232. The coding region runs from base 595 to 2739 and encodes 714 amino acids. The record is from RefSeq and is a predicted model, not a curated record. NCBI's taxonomy places the organism in Eukaryota, Metazoa, Chordata, Mammalia, Primates, Hominidae. The transcript is spliced from 17 exons.
ACAACCGGAAGUCACGUUGGAAACCCGGAAGUCUUCGGAGCACGUGAUUAUAGCCUCUUCCGGCAACCAUUAAAGGGCACGGUUGCUAGGGAGACGCGGCGGUAACCUAGACCUUGAAAGUUUGUUGUCGUUAGGGAAUAGGUGGGAAUAUGGUUGUGGGAUUAAUGAAACACAGUACCAAAGAGAUUCCAGAAAGAGAACUGGUGUAGGAAUAGGGCCUGCAUGGAAGGAGUUCAAAGAUGCUUCUUGGAGGGAGCCGAUAACCCGCGGGUGGAGCUUACCCGAGACAGGGCAUCACUGUGUUGCCAAGGCUGGUCUUGAACUCCUGGCUCAAGCAAUCUGCCCACCUCGGUCUCCCAAAGUGCUGGGAUUAGAGGAGUGAGCCACUGCGCCCUGCCUGGACAUCUUCACUGCUUCCAUCCACGAAAACUUCAGAAUCCAAUGAUCCAGGCCAGCCCAGUGCAAUCAACAGUGAGCCAAAUCAAAAAGCAGCUCACCUUCUACCUGAUAAUCCACACACAGGCUGGGAUCUGCUGGGUUCUACUAGGAGCUCUAUGAGGAAAUACCGUUCUCAUUUUACAGAAUUUAUGAUUUAUGAAUAUGCCUGUUAACAAACCACCUAUGAUUAAUACAUGUGGAGGCAUAUCUUCCCCUUAUCAUGAAGAGCUCUGGAAAUUAAAUUUUCAACAUUUAAGUGGAGAAAGGGGUCAUAAAUCAAGGCCAACAUUUUCAAUCACAAAAGAAUUCAUCUUGAGAUUCAAUCAAACACAAAAUUCCAAAGAGAAGGAAGAAUUGUUGGAACUAGCUAGAAAAAUCAUUCUCAGAUGUAAGAGAAAAUUGGGUCUCAAAACCCUGGGCUCUGGAAAGCAUGUGCAUCUUCCUGCUGCAUGGACUGAAGUAAUAUAUCUGGCUCAAUGCAAAGGGGAAAUCCAAGAUGAAGCUUUAAAUAUGCUUUAUGCAUCUCUGGACCAUGCUUCCUUUGAUUAUGAUCAUCUGCCUGCCUUAUUUUUUGUUGCGGAAUCGGUUUUAUACAGACUGUGUUGUGAUGCAUCCCUCAAAACAUAUUUAUAUUCAGUUGAAAUAAAGCUAGCAAAGAUUGGCUAUUUGGUCUUCUUACGACUUUUUAUAUUUUUCCUGCAUGGUCAUCUAGAAAGUUUUAAACAACAUUUACUUAGGCUUCAACCAUAUUUAUACGCACUUUCUUUCUCUGGAGCAUCAUAUCACAAGUAUCCAAACAUCUUUUCAAAUGUGCAAUUCAUCCUGAAAGCCUCGGAAAUUAUAGGUAAAAGAGAACUCCGUUCUGAAUCCAUUUUUAGCCCUGUGGAAGAUAAGAAAAGAUAUGAGAACACAGAUUCUGAUAUGGGAGGAUAUGAAAUUAACCACCUGCUCUGGCACUGUGUUGCUGCUUGGUCUUGUGUUCAGAAUAACAGUCCUCAGUUGAAUAACGUGCUUGAACAUCUCGUCUUCCAUAAGACACAGCUUCAAAAGAAAUGCUGGUUGGAUUCAGUACUGUCUUUACUGGUCCUUGGGGAGGCUGCCAAAUUAAACAUGGCCUGCUUGAAAGCUUUAAUGGACGUAGUGAGAGAUUUUGUUUCAAGCAUUAUGUCUGUUCAAAAUCAGGAAGAAAGUUGCAAGGUAGAUGAUUUUUCCUGGGCCUGGAAUGUAGUCUACAUAUAUACAGUAAUUCUUGCAGAAAUCUGCUUGUAUGCAGCCACUUCUGAUUUGCGAAAAACUGCUUUAAUUGGUUUCUGUCACUGUAAAAGUUCACAAAAAAAUAUUUUAUACUUGGACAAAUCAGUACCUCCAGAAUUAAAGGAAACAAGUAUUUUAAGUCUUUUGGAAUAUUUCUCUUCAAAAAUGUCAGAGAAUUGUGAUCAAGUAGUCUGGACUGGUUACUAUGGCUUAGUGUAUAACCUGGUGAAAAUUUCAUGGGAACUUCAAGGAGACGAAGAACAGGAUGGACUUAGAAACAUGAUAUGGCAAACAUUGCAGAAAACAAAGGAUUAUGAGGAAGAUGUACGAAUCCAAAAUGCAAUCAAUAUAGCUCAGGCUGAGUUAAAUGACCCAACUGAUCCUUUUACUAGAUAUAGUACAAAUAUUUCAUCAAAUGUAGGAGAAGAAGUUUUCUCCAAAUAUAUUGGGUGGAGAAUUGCCAACACUCUUUCCAAACUAUUCUUUCCCCCCAUUGAGGCCCAUUUUCUUCCUUUGAAGAAACCAUCAAUAAAACAGGAUCAAACAAAAUAUCCAAAUAAAAAACUGGAGUCUGUGAAAAAGCAAGUUCUACAUUUCACUGUAAGGGAACAUCCUUCUGUAUCAGAAAUUCCCAUGUUUCCAUAUCCAGAUUUCUUCACCAAGGCAGAUAAAGAGUUGGCAAAAAUCAUUGACCAUCACUGGCAGGAAGAGCUAAAGAUCCGAGAAAAAGAAGAUGCAAUAUGCAAGGCCCAAGAACUUAAAGAUAAAAAGUUAGCAGAGAAAAAUCACUUUCAAGAAGUUAUGAGGAAAAGAGAAGAGAAACUACAUAAGCAAACCAAGCCCUAUGAGCUUCCUUACAGGAAGGAAGUAAUUUCAUUAGAAAAGAAAAUGCCACCUCCCAAAAUUGAGGUCUACAUGGCAGAAAUACAUAGGAUGAAAAAUACCAAGAUAGCUACAAAGCAAGAGAACUUUCUUGUCAUUAAAUGGAGGUAUUGUUUAGAAAGAAUUUGUUAUCCUGAUACAAGCUGUUUAAUAGUUAUUUCUUAGUUCUAAAUUAAUGACCAACUUUUAAUCACACUUGAAUGAAGUGAUUUCACUAGUCAAAAAUUUCCAAGACUACAUCUAGUAUUUUUCUCAGUUGACAUUUAUCUUAUGAUGGUACAGCAUACUUGAUAACUGAUUCUCAGAACAUUGAUAUUCAUCAAACAGUUUGAUGGAAAUCCAUUACAAAUUAAUUAAUGAGUCACCAGAUAAGAAUUAUUUCUUGAAAACAGAAUGAACAUAAGCUAACAAUCCUGUAAUUACUAUUAUUCAAAUAAAAACAGUAUGGCAUCUUA